This is a messenger RNA of Pelodiscus sinensis (Chinese soft-shelled turtle), 4467 nucleotides long. Lineage: Eukaryota; Metazoa; Chordata; Testudines; Trionychidae. The record is from RefSeq and is a predicted model, not a curated record.
AUGCUAGGAGAGACAGGAACCCCAUGCCCUCCUGAUACCUCCCAUGAGAACCUGAUCGCUCCAGGGAAGAAAUCGGCUUUCCAUCGCUCCCAGACACUGGGCUACAGGAACGGCUUUGCCUAUUCUCGGCUACCAACGGUGGGGAUAGGCAGGGAGCGACUCUAUGUGAACCAGCUGUCGCAGGCUGAAUUAGAUGAACUGUCCAAUAAGAGACCCACGCUGACCUACGGGCAAGCCAAGCAGGCCCCACCUUCCGACUUCAUUCCAGCACAUGUGGCUUUUGACAAAAAGGUGUUGAAGUUUGAUGCCUAUUUCCAGGAAGAUGUUCCCAUCUCCACAGAAGAGCAUUUCCGGGUCCGCCACGUGGGCAUUUAUUACUACUUGGAGGAUGACAGCAUGUCUGUCAUGGAGCCCAUUGUGGAGAACUCUGGUAUUCCUCAGGGCAAGCUCAUCAAACGCCAGCGGAUACCCAAGAACGACCGUGGGGACCAUUACCACUGGAAAGACCUGAAUCGGGGCAUGAACAUCACCAUCUACGGCAAGACUUUCCGCAUAGUCGACUGCGACCCGUUCACACAGGUCUUUCUGGAGAGUCAAGGAAUUGAACUGAAUCCUCCUGAGAAAAUGAUUUUUGACUCAUACACGGAGCUCCGGAAGAUGCCCAUUCGCAUGUACGUCACGCCGUCGGACUUCGACCAGUUCAAACAGUUUCUGACCUUUGACAAGAAGGUCCUUCGGUUCUACGCCAUAUGGGACGACACGGAGAACAUGUUUGGCGAGAACCGGUCUUUCAUCAUCCAUUACUACCUGGCGGACGACACAGUGGAGGUUCGGGAAAUCCACGAGCGCAACGACGGCAGAGACCCUUUCCCAGUAAUGAUCAGACGCCAGCGCUUGCCCAAAGCCUUUGUGGACAAGAUGAAAACCUUCCCGCGCUGCGUGCUGGAGGUCUCCGAUCACGAGGUGCUGGAGUGGUACACUGCCAGAGAUUUCGCCGUUGGCAAACCCGUCACCCUCUUGGGGCGCAACUUCUUUAUCUACGACUGUGACGAGUUCACACGACAGUUCUACCACGAGAAGUUUGGCAUCACUGACUUCCAGUCGGUGGAUGUAAGGAAACCACCACCAGAGGAAGUGCCACAGUUCAUUCCUCCCUACAACGGCUUCGGCUUCCUUGACGACUCCAUGCAGAACUGCUUCUCCCUGCUGCCCAAGCCCCCCAGGAAAAACUAUCUCAAGAUGCUAGAGAACGACCACAAGGUGCUGCGCUAUCAAGUCACCCUGGAAUCUCCAAACCCAGAGGAAAGGAAGCGCCGGUUCAUCCUCUCCUAUUUCCUCUCCACCGACAUGAUCAGCAUCUACGAACCACCGGUCCGCAAUUCAGGCAUCAUUGGAGGCAAAUACUUAGGAAAGACCAAAGUCCCCAAGCCAGGCAGCACGACGGAAAACGCCGUUUACUACGAGCCAGCAGACCUCACCAUCGGUGCUAUGGUUGAAGUGUUUGGCCACAGGUUUAUCAUCACCGAUGCGGACGAAUACGUCUUGAAUUACAUGGAGAGCAAUGCCGAGAGUGUCCCCGCGGCAACGCUGCAGUCCCUGCGGGAUCACUUUGCCCCUCGCCGAGCAGCAGUGCAGGCCGCUGAGAGCCAGCCAGCCGCUGGGAUGGGCAGGCAGGAGCUGGAGGAGCUAGUGAAGCAGGUUCAGGAGCAGCUGAAGCACCAUAACUACUUGAGUAACAGCAGCAUGCGGGAGGCGUUCCUUCACCACGACAAGGACGCCUCCGGCUACCUCGACAAGGCCGAGUUCUUUGCCCUCUGCAACCGCUUCAACCUGCCAGUCGACAACGCCCUGGUGAACAAGCUGAUCAAUCUGUGUUCACAUGGGGAGAACAAGAUCAGUUACCAGGACUUCAUCAGAGCUUUCUCCUGCUGAGCUGCCCCUGGAAGGGGAGACCCAAACCAGCCCCAACCAUCCCAGCUGAAUGAUAUUCAAAUGUGGUACCUCUAGAUUCUCUCUUCACUGAGUGCUGCUUGGCCCUUCAGCACUAGGUUCCCCUCAUCUCUGCCCUGCUUCCCUUCCUGCCUCAUGGUGCUCAGUUUCCCUACCUCUGGGUCUGCAAGCAGAGCCUGUAGACAAAGCUUCGUUUGUAUUAAAGAAAUGAAUCUGCAUAGUUCCAGGUUGUCUCUUCCGGGGCUCUGAGGCGGGCAGGGGUGGUCUGGCUGGGGUGAGCACUCCAGGCCUUUCUUACAGACUGUUAGAGGAGGACUCCAUGUUCUGAGAUGCCAAAAGCAACUUGGCCCCUUUUUCGUUUAUUAUUUUGCUGCAGAAGGACCUGCAGAAUCCUAGCCAUGCAGCAGGACCCCAUUGUGCAAGCUGCUGCAGUCACCCAACCUCAGCGUGCCUGCCUUAACUGAACACACCAAGUGGCCUGAAAAGCUGAGGACUCAAGUGACAGAUCAACUAAAUGGAUGACAUAUUAUAAAGCCUUCUUUCCUUACAUUUAACACCCCAUUGACACCAAAAGCGGAGUAUAGGCCACUUCCAGCCUGCUCAAUUUGCCUCAUUAGCACCGGGACUACCAUUGACAGGUGCUUUUUUCCUUCCCUCCCCUUUCUUAUUCUGAGGGUCCCCCUUUUUUUCCUCCACUCUGCUCAUCUCAUCUGACAAAGUGGAUUUUCCCCAUGAAGGCUCAUGACACUCUCUCUCUCUAUUUGUUAGUCUCGGGGGUGCCAUAGGACUACUUACUUUUAGAUUAAAUAAAAAGCAUUCUGUGCUCCUGUGUACUUCGUGAUAGCAGCUGAAAGGCCCUUGGCAACCGCCUUCUGGGGCUAGCUGUGAUGUUCCUUAUUCCGAGCAUCAAGCAGGCCACCACUGGGCUCCCUCCGUUCCUCCUCAGCCUCUAAAACCUGCUUCCAGCCCUCCUCACCACUACAGCCCGAUUCCCAGCCCAUUGGCAUCACAACGGCCUUUCCACGGACGUCAGCGGCCUUUCGCAUAGGGCACUGGUGCCGCGAGCCAUAGGAUUGUUGAAUUGCCCUUCGGUCCUCAUUUGCUCCCUCAGCAUGAUGGGCAGGAAACACUUCCCCCAUACCCGGCCUGAGCCCAAAGCACAUAAGAGGUCCAAGCUAUGCACAGAGCUAGCCACCUGCAGAUGUGUCGUGUAUGGGAGAGGAGCAAAUGGCACCUACCUCUGCCAUACCUGGUGGGUCUGUCCCGACGUGCUUUGGGAGCGCUCACAUAGCAACCCAUAGGGCUGAGGGACUAAUGAAUGGAGGAAACACACACCUCGUCGAUGAUUCUAUGCCUUUUAUUUAGUUAUUUCAGAAAAUAUCUUUGUUGAAAGUUUGUUCACAAAAGCCAUUUAACAAAAAAAAAAUUCCAUACAAAAUUGUUUAGUUUUUAAACGAUAAGGGAAGACUAAAAACAUGUGGGAGAAAAAGUUUGAAAUGGUUAUCCAAAAAAAAAAAAAAAAUCCAACUCAAACCCCUCCCUCCCAACCAAAACAAAUUUAAAAAACCACACAUGAAAAAGGAAGAGAAAACAUUUGCACUAAAGCAUAAAUAUGGAAGAACAGAAUUUUCCUUGAGUUUCUUUGUUGAAGUUUGGUCCACAGAAUUUAAACAGGUGAAAAAGACAGAUACAUGCACCCACCCAAAUUUUGUGUCUUUUGUUCUUUCCUCUGUCUGGCAAGAAGUAAACACACAACUUAGGGGGACUGAGCGACCCAGUUUAUAAUGUCAAUAUAAAGAUGGCCAAUUCAAGCCAUAUGUUAUGCACUCAAACGUUUCAAAAAGAGUCCAUUAUUGCUGUGCAGUCGGACAACUGUAGGCACCAUCUGCUAUAGACAGAAGCCAGCUCUAGCUGUAGAUUCCAUCGACAGGACUACUCCACAGCCAGACAGAACUGUAACCAGUCCACUGGAAUGAAGACAACCCAUUUACAGACUUCAUGACUAGUUCUGGAGAGAGACCAUCCUACACUUAAUAUAAGAACCAGGGAGAAACCUAUUCCUUCUUCACGACACCUGUGCAUGAUAGGUAGGAAAAAGUCAUCCUACAAAAAUACAAACUUUAAUGCCCCAUUGAGCAAGGAAGAGUCAUUCAACAAGCUUUUAAAAAGAUACUGAUCUGCAAAAUGCUACAUUCUCCCCCAACAUCCACUUCUCUGAGAUCCCUGUGGGAUAAGGAGAGAGGGAGAACUGCUGAUUCUCAAGAGACUUUGCCCUAGCUCAGGUUAGGAGGCAUUCUGUGCUCCAUGCAAGUAUUCUUACAACUUGACCUCAUCUCAGGGACCUACCCCCUCCCAGGGUUAGGUGAUGGAUGCAAGCCCUACAGGAGCGACUGUGAUCCAGGUGGGUUAUUGCACAACCCAGUAGGGAGUGGAGUAGUUAUAACACUGAAUCCAAUUCUGCAUGAUCCUGGGUACCCUCAGCCCUCUAGCCAAUGGGGGGGGGGGCACAAACUGUUG